Molecule: messenger RNA, 1686 nt
Organism: Paramecium sonneborni
Lineage: Eukaryota; Ciliophora; Oligohymenophorea; Peniculida; Parameciidae
Source: the annotation of a GenBank genome assembly
AUGAUUAAAUCAAAAAACUAAUAACUCUUAAAAGACUUAGAAGCAUUUCAAAAAUAACUUAAAUUAGCAUUACCAUCUAUUAUCAGUCAAGCUACCCAAGAUUUUACUCAUUAUUAAUAUUUCCAAAGCCUCUUCAAAGAUUCUAAACCUAAUAAUAUUCAAGAACUUUAUUCCCAAAGUCUUCUUAGACUUGAUCCUCAUGUUUCUAGAUAAUAACCACAAUUAGAAGAUCAUAUCUAAAUAAUAAAUGAUUUUAUCCAUAUUUAUUUUGAAACAAAUUUCUCAUCUUUAUAGAAAAUAAUUAUCCUUGAAAAAGAACUAAAAACUUAAAUUGAAUUAGAAGAUACAUAAAAAUAAAUAAAUUAAAAUUAACAAUUACUUUUACAUUAAUUCCUUUAAGGUAGAACUUAAGAAAUUGAAACAAUAAACAUGGAAUAGAUUUGUCAAAAUUUAAAGAGUAAAUACUAUCGAUAACCAUUAUAACCAUUUUGUGAUAGUUGUUUUUGUAGUAAUCAAUUUCAUUAUAAAUAAAUUAUCUAAUGUUAAAUAUGUGAAAAAUAUUUCCAUAUUAAUUGUUUAGAUAAAAGUUAUGAUGAAAAAUCAGUUAAUAAUUUUACUUGUCCAAGAUGUACUUUAUUUUAUAUUGAUUAAUUUUGUGAAGUUAUUACAACUAUUGUAGAUCCAUGUUCUUUUUAAAAAAAUGGAUUAACUAAUUCUAAAUUAAUUAAAUUUAAAACUGACUGUGAAAUGGUUGAUAUUAGAUGUAUAAGGUUAGAUUCUCCUUUGUCUGCCUAAGAAAUUACUUGGCCAGAUCUAGGUGAAAUAUAACUAAAUGGUUAAAAGAUUUUUGAUUUUAUUCCUUUAAGUUAAUAAAGCUGUUUACAUAAGAGGAAAGAUGAAAAACUCUUAUGUUCUAUUCCUAAAAAUGAAGAAUGUACUCUCAUCUUUAAAGAAACAAUACCAGGUAUAGAUUAAAAACGAAAGUUUAGAAUUAAAGGAGAAUAACUGUUUUAUUUUGCUAUUUAUAAAACUAAACAAUAUACUGCUAAAUAAUUAAUUGAUAGAAUUAUUGAUGAUCCAUAGAAUUGGAUGAGUUUAGAAUAAUCACGAGAUUUUACUAUUCUCUAAAUCAAUCAUAGUCCAGCAUUCAAAAUAAUUAAAUUACAUAUAUCAUUAUUGUGUUGUUUUAGUUCUUCGCUUAUAUUGACUCCAGUUAGAGGUAUUUAUUGCACUCAUGUGUAAUGUUUCUCUUUAGAAAAUUAUAUUCUCAUGCUAGAUUAAUAAUUACCAAGAAGAUGGAGAUGUCCUAUUUGUAAAGUUAAAAUAUUUAAAUUAUAAAUUGAUGCACUUUAAUAUGCCAUCUUAAAAUCAAUCAGGUAAUAAGAUUUACAAGAAAAAUAUUCAUGCAUCACAUUUGAUUUUUAGGCUAAUAUAUUAGAUGAAACUAUUUCCAAAUAUAUUGAUUAUAACAAUCUACCAGAAAUUGCCAAAUAAAACAAUAAUAGAAUACCUUAAUUAGAAAAAUUAAGUGGUUUCAAAUUUGAUGAUAAUCGUUAUGAAAAUUAAAGUAAUUCAAAAUCAAACAAUCCUAACUCUAUUGUUAUAAUAUAAUCAAGAAAAUUAUAAAUUUUAAAAAUUACUCUAAAUUUUUUUCUCACUUAUUAAAUAAGAUAUUAAUAUGGUUGA